Paramuricea clavata is the source of this 1029-nucleotide messenger RNA. The record is from the annotation of a GenBank genome assembly. Lineage: Eukaryota; Metazoa; Cnidaria; Anthozoa; Malacalcyonacea; Plexauridae.
AUGGAGUGUCUACACGGAAAAUCAGAAUCUACUUCAACUACCAGCAACGGAUCUUUUUGGUUUUGUGGACAGAAUCCUUCUUGUCAUUUCUUUUGCUCAGAAGAGGACAGCUAUCGUUUUGAAAAAGCAAUAAUAGCUUGGAAAUCUGCUGGCGCCCAUCAACCACAAUGCCAUGAACAUCAUAAACUUGCAAGAAUGCGAAUAGUUAAAGAUCCAAUGAAAGAAGACUAUGGAAGACCAUUUUUCGUCUGUUCUCACCGUGAAAAUCCUUGUUCUUUCUGGCAAUGGGGCGAUGUCGCCGAGACAGUUAGACCAAACUGCCGUCAUGGUUUUCCGUGCUGUAUGCGGAAAGUGAAAAAAGAAGGACUUAAUAAAGAUCGUACGUUUUUCUGCUGUCCAAAUGGAAAGGAUAACUCAUUCAGUUAUUCUGAAUGGACUCCCAGUGAAGAAGACAUUCCAAUCUGUCCAUGUUUCGAAGUGAACUUUAGCAUGCCACCCUCGUAUAAUACCAUUAAACGGACAGGAGAGAGAUUUACGAGUCGUUGUGGGGACAGAAUGAAAGCUUUUAAAGAACAUUUGGAAAACAAAUCCAAAGACAAUUUAACAAACACUUUUGAAAAUAUGAAGUUGUAAUAUUAUUUAAGUAUUUUACCCGAAUUUUCUAACUUGCUUUUCCAUGUUUUUAUGAUGUAAUGCUAAUUUUUCAACAAAUAUCAUUUGAUAAAUUCGAUGUUAUUCACUUUGUGUAGUCAUUUGCUAGUACUUGCGGCGGUGUUCAGUAUGGAUAUCAUUUGUGACGAGUUAAAGCAAAAUAACGUAGAUAUUGACAAAGAGACUUUAUCCUAUCAUAUUAAUGCUAUCCUUAAUAAGAAUCAUGUACUAUACGAAGCAGCAAGAGUCCAAUCUUUAACGGUAAACCUUAGUCGGUUUUAUAAAGAAAUAAAGGUAACAAAUUUUGGACGAUUUAUUGCUUAUUCAGCACUAGUAUACAGAGCUAGUGAUUCCUUGAAUGAAGAAACUAUUCGUUAG